AUGACACAGCAUGCAACAGUUUCUGCAGAAGAGCCUACAACAGCUGGCACUACAGAAUUAAACACUGAUGCAGCAACAGUCUCCAGUGUUUCAACUGUUGAACAAACAACAGAUAUAACAACAAAACAGACCACAGAUUCCACCGUCCAAUCCAGUUCUCCAACUGUUGAACAAACAACAGAUAAAACAGCAGAACUGACUACAGGCUCCCCCACCCAAUCCAGCGCUCCAACUGUUGAAUCAACAACAGAUAUAACAGCUGAACAGACAACUUACUCCACCAUCCAAUCCAGUGCUCCAACUGUUGACUCAACAACAGAUAUAACAGCAGAACAGACCAUAGACUCGACCGUCCAAUCCAGUGCUCCAACUGUUGAACCAACAACAGAUAUAACAGCCGAACAGACCACAGACUCCACCAUCCAAUCCAGUGCUCCAACUGUUGAAACAACAACAGAUAUAACAUUAGAACAGACUACAGACUCCCCCACCCAAUCCAGUGCUCGAACUGUUGAAACAACAACAGAUAUAACAUUAGAACAGACUACAGACUCCCCCACCCAAUCCAGUGCUCCAACUGUUGAAACAACAACAGAUAUAACAUUAGAACAGACUACAGACUCCCCCACCCAAUCCAGUGCUCCAACUGUUGAACAAACAACAGAUAUAACAUUAGAACAGACUAUAGACUCCUCCACCCAAUCUAGUGCUCCAACUAUUGAAUUAACAGAUAUAACAGCAGAACAGACCACAGACUCCACGGUCCAAUCCAGUGCUCCAACAGUUGAAUCAACAACAGAUAUAACAGCAGAACAGACAACAGGUUUCACCACCAAAUCCAGUGAUCCAACUGUUGAAUCAACAACAGAUAUAACAGCAGAACAGACAACAGGUUUCACCACCAAAUCCAGUGAUCCAACUAUUGAAUCAACAACAGAUAUAACAGCAGAACAGACCACAGACUCCACCUUCCAAUCCAGUGCUCCACCUGUUGAACCAACAACAGAUAUAACAGCAGAACAAACCACAGAUUCCACCGGCCAAUCGAGUGCUCCAACUAUUGAACCAACAACAGAUAUAACAGCAGAACAGACCACAGACUCCACCUUCCAAUCCAGUCCUCCACCUGUUGAACCAACAACAGAUAUAAGAGCAGAACAGACUACAGACUCCACCACCCAAUCCAGUGCUCCAACUAUUGAAUUAACAGAUAUAACAGCAGAACAGACCACAGACUCCGCCACCCAAUCCAGUGCUCCAACUAUUGAAUUAACUGAUAUAACAGCAGAACAGACCACAGACUCCACCCUCCAAUCUAGUGCUCCAACUAUUGAAUCAACAGAUAUAACAGCAGAAAAGACUACAGACUCCACCCUCCAAUCUAGUGCUCCAACUAUUGAAUCAACAGAUAUAACAGCAAAACAGACUACAGACUCCACCACCCAAUCCAGUGCUCCAACUAUUAAAUUAACAGAUAUAACAGCAGAACAGACCACAGACUCCACCCUCCAAUCUAGUGCUCCAACUAUUGAAUUAACAGAUAUAACAGCAGAACAGACAACAGACCCCACUGUCCAAUCCAGUGGUUCAACUGUUGUAUUAACAACAGAUAUAACAGGAGAACAGACUACAGACUCCACCAUCCAAUCCAGUGCUCCAACUGUUGAACAAACAACAGAUAUAACAUUAGAACAGACUACAGACUCCUCCACCCAAUCCAGUGCUCCAACUGUUGAAUCAACAACAGAUAUGACAGCAGAACAGACCACAGACUCCACCACCCAAUCCAGUGCUCCAACUAUUGAAUUAACAGAUAUAACAGCAGAACAGACCACAGACUCCACGGUCCAAACCAGUGCUCCAACUGUUGAAUCAACAACAGAUAUAACAGCAGAACAGACAACAGGUUUCACCACCAAAUCCAGUGAUUCAACUGUUGAAUCAACAUCAGAUAUAACAGCAGAACAGACCACAGACUCCACCUUCCAAUCCAGUGCUCCACCUGUUGAACCAACAACAGAUAUAAGAGCAGAACAGACUACAGACUCCACCACCCAAUCCAGUGCUCCAACUAUUGAAUCAACAGAUAUAACAGCAGAACAGACUACAGACUCCACCCUCCAAUCUAGUGCUCCAACUAUUGAAUCAACAGAUAUAACAGCAAAACAGACUACAGACUCCACCACCGAAUCCAGUGCUCCAACUAUUAAAUUAACAGAUAUAACAGCAGAACAGACCACAGACUCCACCACCCAAUCCAGUGCUCCAACUAUUGAAUUAACUGAUAUAACAGCAGAACAGACCACAGACUCCACCCUCCAAUCUAGUGCUCCAACUAUUGAAUCAACAGAUAUAACAGCAGAAAAGACUACAGACUCCACCCUCCAAUCUAGUGCUCCAACUAUUGAAUCAACAGAUAUAACAGCAAAACAGACUACAGACUCCACCACCCAAUCCAGUGCUCCAACUAUUGAAUUAACAGAUAUAACAGCAGAACAGACCACAGACUCCACCGGCCAAUUCACUGUUUCAACUAUUGAACCAACAACAGAUAUAACAGCAGAACAGACAACACACUCCACCGUCCAAUCCAGUACUCCAACUGUUGAACCAACAACAGAUAUAACAGCAGAACAGACUACUGACUCCACCUUCCAAUCCAGUGCUCCAACUGUUGACUCAACAACAGAUAUAACAGCAGAACAGACUACAGACUCCACCUUCCAUUCCAGUGCUCCAACAGUUGAACCAACAACAGAUAUAACAGCAGAACAGACUACAGACUCCAUCAUCCAAUCCAGUGCUCCAAGUAUUGAAUUAACAGAUAUAACAGCAGAACAGACCACAGACUCCACCCUCCAAUCCAGUGCUCCAACAGUUGAACGAACAACAGAUAUAACAGCAGAACAGACUACAGACUCCACCUUCCAAUCCAGUGCGCCAACUUUUGAAUUAACAACAGAUAUAACAGCAGAACAGACCACAGACUACAUCAUCCAAUCCUGUACUCCAACUGUUGAACCAACAACAGAUAUAACAGCAGAACAGAUGACAGACUCCACCAUCCAAUCCAGUGCUCCAACUUUUGAACCAACAACAGAUAUAACAGAACAGACCACAGACUCCACCUUCCAAUCCAGUGCUUCAACUGUUGACUCAACAACAGGUAUAACAGCAGAACAGGCUACAGACUCCACCAUCCAAUCCAGUUCUCCAACUUUUGAACCAACAACAGAUAUAACAACAGAACAGAUCACAGACUCCACACACCAAUCCAGUGCUUCAACUGUUGAAUCAACAACAGAUAUAAGAGCAGAACAGACUACAGACUCCACCACCCAAUCCAGUGCUCCAACUAUUGAAUCAACAGAUAUAACAGCAGAACAGACUACAGACUCCACCCUCCAAUCUAGUGCUCCAACUAUUGAAUCAACAGAUAUAACAGCAAAACAGACUACAGACUCCACCACCCAAUCCAGUGCUCCAACUAUUGAAUUAACAGAUAUAACAGCAGAACAGACCACAGACUCCACCACCCAAUCUAGUGCUCCAACUAUUGAAUCAACAGAUAUAACAGCAGAACAGACUACAGACUCCACCCUCCAAUCUAGUGCUCCAACUAUUGAAUCAACAGAUAUAAUAGCAAAACAGACUACAGACUCCACCACCCAAUCCAGUGCUCCAACUAUUAAAUUAACAGAUAUAACAGCAGAACAGACCACAGACUCCACCAGCCAAUCCAGUGCUCCAACUAUUGAAUUAACAGAUAUAACAGCAGAACAGACAACAGACCCCACUGUCCAAUACAGUGGUUCAACUGUUGAAUUAACAACAGAUAUAACAGCAGAACAGACUACAGACUACAUCAUCCAAUCCAGUACUCCAACUGUUGACUCAACAACAGAUAUAACAGCAGAACAGACUACAGACUCCACCCUCCAAAUCAGUGGUCCAACUGUUGAGCCAACAACAGAUAUAACAGCAGAACAGACUACAGACUUCACCUUCCAAUCCAAACAGACUACAGACUCUACUGUCCAAUUCAGUGCUCCAACUGUUGAACCAACAACAGAUAUAACAGCAGAACAGACUACAGACUCCACUGUCCAAUCCAGUGCUCCACCUGUUGAACCAACAACAGAUAUAACAGCAGAACAGACCACAGACUACAUCAUCCAAUCCAGUACUCCAACUGUUGAACCAACAACAGAUAUAACAACAGAACAGAUGACAGACUCCACCAUCCAAUCCAGUGCUCCAACUUUUGAACCAACAACAGAUAUAACAGAACAGACCACAGACUCCACCUUCCAAUCCAGUGCUUCAAUUGUUGACUCAACAACAGGUAUAAGAGCAGAACAGGCUACAGACUCCACCAUCCAAUCCAGUUCUCCAACUUUUGAACCAACAACAGAUAUAACAACAGAACAGACCACAGACUCCACACACCAAACCAGUGCUUCAACUGUUGAAUCAACAACAGAUAUAACAGCAGAACAGACCACGGAUUCCACCACCCAAUCCAGCAGUGCUCCAUCUGUUGAACCAACAACACAUAUAACAGCAGAACGGACCACAAAUUCCAUCACCCAAUCCAACAGUGCUCCACCUGUUGAAUCAACAACAGAUAUAACAGUAGAACAGACCACAGGCUCCACCAUCCAAUCCAGCAGUGCUCCAACUGUUGAAUCAACAACAGAUAUAACAGCAGAACAGACUACAGACUCCACCGUCCAGUCCAGUGCUCCAACUGUUGAAUCAACAACAGAUAUAACAGUAGAACAGACCACGGAUUCCACCACCAAAUACAGCAGUGCUCCAACUGUUGAAGCAACAAUACAUAUAACAGCAGAACAGACCAUGAAUUCCACCACCCAAUCCAGCAGUGCUCCAACUGUUGAACGAACAACCGAUAUAACAGCAGAACAGAUCACAGAUUCCACCACCAAAUACAGCAGUGCUCCAACUGUUGAAGCAACAACACAUAUAACAGCAGAACAGAUCACAGAUUCCACCACCAAAUAUAGCAGUGCUCCAACUGUUGAAUCAACAACACAUAUAACUGCAGAACAAACCAUAGACUCCACCGUCCAAUCCAGUGCUCCAGCUGUUGAAUCAACAACACAUAUAACAGUAGAACAGACAGUGAACUCAACUAUCCAGUCAUCUUCUUUUCCAAGAGUUGAAUCUACAACUUCUACAUUAGAACAAACUAUAGACACCACCCUCCAAACAAGUGCAGCUCCAACUGUUGACUCUACUACAGCUGCCGACUCAUCGUUAGUUGUUAUUCUGGAAGCAACAACGGAUUUAAAUAUGCAGUCUAGUACUGCUCUCUCUGUUAAAACCACUAUAGAUUUCACUGUUGAAUUGAUCUCAAGUACUGUUCUAAAUAGUGAAUCAACCACAGCAUCCAUGGUAGAACCCAUAACAGACACCAUUUACCAGUCAAGUGCUGCUGCUCCGACUACUGAAACUACUACCUCUUCCAUAACCAAAUCAACAACAGACUCCAACCUUCAGUCAAGUACUGCUUCAACUGUACAAUCCAUGCCAAGUCUAACAAAAGAGCUGCCAACAGAAUCAAUUGUUCAUACAAGUACUGCUUUAGCAGAAGAACCAAAAACAACACUUACAGCAGAUUCAAAAACUACAGUUUUCACUGAACUAUCAUCUUCUGGGAUGACUACAGCAGAUUCUGCAACAGUUAUUACAGGUAUUAAACCUGGACCAUCAACAGUUAACAUUCAUGUGCAGUGGGCUGUACACAGCUUUCAGUGUCUUAGGUUGUUUUCACACCAGUACUAUUUAGACCAGUUAAAACAGACAGGUUUAUUUAGAUUUUAUCACGAUAGAGUCCCCUAA
Astyanax mexicanus (Mexican tetra) is the source of this 5865-nucleotide messenger RNA. RefSeq names its product mucin-2-like. Bases 1 to 5865 code for a protein of 1954 amino acids. Lineage: Eukaryota; Metazoa; Chordata; Actinopteri; Characiformes; Acestrorhamphidae. The transcript has 2 exons. The record is from RefSeq and is a predicted model, not a curated record.